AUGGUGGUCUUUUAUUUCUAUGGACCUGAAAUAAAGGGAUUUGACAUCCGGCUACUUCAUCUAACCCAGAUCGACAUAAGUGCAGCGGAGAGUGGCAUCUACGAAAAUGAGCCGGCUCGACGCGACGACGUGGUGCGCUACGAUGAUGACCAAACAGACCUAUAUCCACCGAACUCGGUCAAGUGGGCAUCGGAAGCGAAGAACCGUUUUAUACAAGAAGCGACAAAAGCACAAGAGCGGAAUCAGCGGCAAACUGUCGCAGUGGUGGAUGACCCAGCCGCAGAACACCGUUUUGCCACGGAGGCGAAACAGGCAUUUUUAGAACGUCAGCGAGAAGUCGAGGAGGCAAAAAAGAACAAAGCUCGACCGGAUAUCAUGGAUAUUUGGGGUGAACAAUGUCCGCACAGUGGAGUGUUUGAAAAUACGCCAGCAGCUCGUUCAGCUGAUGUGGUGGCCGGUUACAGCAGCUCCGAGGAAGAGGAGACAGAAGAAGGUGAAGAGGAGGUAGAAUGA
Molecule: messenger RNA, 513 nt
Organism: Dicrocoelium dendriticum
Lineage: Eukaryota; Metazoa; Platyhelminthes; Trematoda; Plagiorchiida; Dicrocoeliidae
Source: the annotation of a GenBank genome assembly